Molecule: messenger RNA, 2346 nt
Organism: Cherax quadricarinatus
Lineage: Eukaryota; Metazoa; Arthropoda; Malacostraca; Decapoda; Parastacidae
Product: innexin inx2
Biological process (GO): phototransduction
Cellular component (GO): gap junction; plasma membrane
Molecular function (GO): gap junction channel activity
Source: RefSeq, a predicted model, not a curated record
UACACUCAUAGCACUGGCACUCAGACCCCAGCUGGAGCUGCACCACUGCGGACUCUUGUGUGCUGACAAUUCAGUUUUAUAAUAUACGUAGUCGAUCACAAGCUCACCGCCACCAUGCAUGACGUAUUCGGAGGCAUUCGUACAUUGAUGAAAGUCGAUUCCAUCGACAUCGACAACAAUGUUUUCCGUCUCCAUUACAAGGUCACGAUGUUCAUCUUGGUAGCGUUUAGCUUGUUGAUAACCCAGAAGCAAUACUUUGGUGAUCCCAUCGACUGUCUGGUGGACGGAGUGGAUGCAGAGAUCAUGGAUACCUACUGCUGGAUCCACACCACCUACACCAUCCCAGCUCUGGUGGGUGGUGAGGUGGGCGUGGAGAUCGCCCACCCGGGCGUAGCUCCAGACACCAUCAUAGGACAGGGACAGCAGAAACACGAAGUCAAGCAUCACAAGUACUACCAGUGGGUCACUCUCUUCCUAUACCUGCAGGCCAUUAUGUUCUACAUCCCGCGGUAUUUGUGGAAGAUGUGGGAAGAAGGUAAAGUUAAGAUGUUGGUCGCUCAACUUGACACACCAAUCGUGGACAGCGAAGCCAAGAAAGCUCGCAAGGACCUCUUGGUUAACUACUUCACCCUCAACUUACACUCUCAAAACAUGUACGCCUUCAAGUUCUUUAUCUGCGAGGCUCUGAACUUCGUCAAUAUCAUUGGGCAGAUGUACCUGACCAACAGAUUUCUAGGCUACGAAUUCUCGACCUAUGGUACGCGAGUGAUUAACUUCAGCAAGCAGGAGUUGGGUACCAGACACGACCCCAUGGACGAGGUGUUCCCCAAGGUAGCCAAGUGCACCUUCUACAAGUAUGGUGCCACAGCAUCUCAUGAGAAGUUUGACGGCCUCUGUGUCCUUCCCCUUAACGUUGUCAGCGAGAAGAUCUUCAUUUUCUUGUGGUUCUGGUUCAUCAUAGUGGCUGUGUGCUCAGCACUUGGCGUGGUGUACCGCUUGACCACCUUCGUACCCAUGGUCAGGAAUGUUAUACUGAGAGUACAAGCUCGCCUCAGCGACAGGUCCACUGUUGAAUGCGUCACCCAUAAUUGCCAGAUAGGAGAUUGGUUCCUUCUGUACCAAUUAGGCAAGAACAUGGAUCCACUGAUCUACAAGGAAUUUAUCUUCGAACUGGCCAAUAGUCUUCAAAAGAAUGCCACAUAAAUCUUCAUAAUGGUAUGAGAAAGCAGGUGCAAAAACGCCACGGUCAAGCAGGGAAAAGAUCUCACUAUAGAUGGAAUCGUUUAGAGGAACCGGAUACAGCAGCAGUUCCGGGCUGUAUCAAGACAGGAAAAAAAAGCGUAGUCUAUUCUGCAUAAUGUUAUGGCCCAUAUCCGCCGUGGGCAUUACGUCUGUACAUCUAGUGCGGGAUUAUCCGAGUGUAUGUGGAGGUUCCUCUGUGAGAGAUAUACUAGGAUAAGGGACAGGUCACAGAGCCGGGAUACCUCUCCAGGUGGCAGCCAUGUUAUGUAUAUCUGUGAUGAUAAUAGGGACUCAAAGGUCUAUCAAAAUUUAAUUGUUUUACAAUAGUAUUAUUAGCCUGAUCGUAUGAUGAUAAUAUAUCAUGUAUUUAUUGUAAACUGCGUAAAAGGGAGAUGUUGGAAGACAAACUUGUACUGGGACAACCUGUCACUGCUCUUACAGAGCCAAACAAUGUCUCAGACAACAAUGAAAUGUAAUUAGAUUAAUAAUGACUAGGAUACUUGUAAGUUCAUCGUCAUCAUAAAAUAUACCAUGUGGUGGUUCUUUAUUUUUUAUGAAUGGUGCAUGAAGCCUAGCUGGGGACAGGUAUCUUCACCAGGUGCCAGAUCAACCAGGAUCUGAUGGAUAUGUGGGGCAGUGGGCCACCAGCAGCAACAGCUUGGUUGAGCAGGCAAGCACCAGUCGAGCCUGAUCCAUGGCGAGGCUGCCAGAGUAGAGGAACUCUCAGAACUCAUCAAAGGUAAAGCAAGCGGAUACUUAACAUAUCAUCAAGAGGUUAAGACCCGUAUCAAGGGACACCUUGUUCUUUCCUGACGAACAAACCACCAUGCUGGUUAAUGGAAGUUUAAAGCCUAUCGUCUAUGUGAGUGUCAAUAAUAGAUUUAAUCCCUUUAUAAAAACGUUUCAAAUAAACUUCCAGCGUAUAUAAACUGUGUAUAUAUGUAACCUAAUAUAAUUGUGUUCGUAAAAUUCAAUUGUAUAAAAAAAUCUUCAGUUGGAAUAAAUCUAGGCAGAUGCCUAUUAUGGCUCAGUAGGCCUAGCAUCGUAUUCAUCAAUGUUUAUAUUCUUAUCUUUAAGAUAGUGAAUGUAGUAGUGUUUGAGAGA